Spirodela intermedia is the source of this 1487-nucleotide messenger RNA. Lineage: Eukaryota; Viridiplantae; Streptophyta; Magnoliopsida; Alismatales; Araceae. The record is from the annotation of a GenBank genome assembly.
AUGUGCCCUGCUGCACGGCCUCAUGCUAGCGGCGAGGUUCUGCCCACGCAACCUUGUUAUUCUAAGUGUAGGAUGCCAGAAUUGGUGACUGGGGAGACGGGAAGCGCCACAAUGCUGGUAGAAGCAGAGCUCUGCACAAGGUUCUGCCCACUGAAACAACAGCCAUAUAUAUCCUUGAGCGAGCUGAGCAAAUUGACCAGCAAUUUACGCGACGAGGAGGUACCCGGGGACGGCUCCUACGACCUGGUCAUCCGUGUGACGCUCACCGGGCUGGAUCUUAGCGUUUCCCCGAGUCUGCUUAAGUGAUCUCCCUCCUGAACGCUCGAUUCCAGUAAUUGCAUGCGUACAUGUAACUCUCUCUCUCUCUCUCUCUCUUUCUCACAGGGAAUGUGUGCAAGGAUUAAGGUCUCCUGGACAUCAUGGGUUCAUGUCGGUGGAUGCAGCAGAUGCCGAAGGUGUCAAGACUGAAAAACGAGAACUUCGUGGAGCUGCUGGGCUACAACUUGGGGGAGAACAAUCGCAUCUUGCUCUACCAGUUGGGGGGAGGCAAGGGAUCUCUACGCGAUCUCUUGCACGGUGCGAGGAGCUGAUGAAAUGUGCGCGAAUGGACGUCAAGCGUGUGCGAGUUUCACCUACUUGAGGGUUUCGGAGAGAGGUGAAGGGAGCUGAGCCUGGCCCCGCUGAGUUGGAGCCAGCGAUCGAAGAUCGUCAACGGCGAGGGGAUGGAAUUCCUCCACGAGAGAGUUCAGCCGCCCCUCGUUCACAGGGAUAUGAGGUCCAGCAACGUCCUCCUCUUCGACGACUUUGGUGCCAAGAUUUGCCAAUUUCAGUUUGACCAGCCAGUCCCCCGACACCGCGGCGCCUCUUCACUCGACCCGGGUCUUCGGAAUCUUCGGCUACCACGCCUCCAGUGAGGUUCCUAGCCCCCUCUCGGUCGACCGGGAUUCUACGGCGGCGUCCGCAGUGGACUAACGUCUACGUGGUAUCCACAGGUAAGCCAUCCCCGGCAAUCGACUCAGAAGAUCGAUGUGCACACCUUCAGCGUGGUUUUCCUCGAGCUCCGAACUGGGCGGAAGCCCCUGGACCACACCAUGCCCAAAGGCCUUCAGAGUCCCGUCGCUUUCCUGUGGUGCUAUCCACGGACUGUUCAACCGCACGAUGAUCCCUAAAAUCGUGCAUAAUCUGUGCGUAGGCGACGCCUAGGUUAAAUGAGUUCUAAGUGCAGCAGUGCGUCGACCCAAAGCUGAAGGGUACCCAUCAAAGGACGUGGCCAAGGUUCUCCCGUUUUCCCCGGCUACCGGCCGAUUUUCUCUCGCUGUUUCGAGCCGUUCUCCACAGUUGACUGCUGCUCUGGAUGCCUUUAGAUGGCUGCCGUGGCAGUGUUAUGUGGGCAGCAUGAAGCUGACUUCCAACCACACAUGACAGUCGUCGUCAAGCCUUCCCAUCCUCUUCCGAACUCGCGUGUAGAGCAAGGCAACCACAUCUGA